AUGAGCCACGUCACUGCUGAACGUAAGACAAUCCCCAUCACCACCAGCAGCAACACCAACAUCACCAUCAGCACCAAAACCACCAAAAUCAGCAUCAGCACCAACAUCAGCAUCACCAUCACUACCAGCAUCACCAUCACUACCAGCAUCAGCACCAACGUCCCCAUCAGCACCACUAUCAGCACUGCUGGCAUCACCAUCACUACCACCACCGUUAUCAUCACCGUCACUGUCACUGACCACACACUGAACAAACGGAGACGGCUCACGUACGAGGUGCCCUCUGGCCGCAUCCUGUCGGCGGUGUCUGUGCCUGAGCAGUUUGUCCACCUGGGAUUCAUCUCAUCGCCUGCCCGGCCGACCCCCGCCCCGCGGCGCCCGCGGCCGGGCAUGGAGCCGCACGUGCUGGCCGCCGGCCUGUACUGGUCACUGCUGCCCUCGGCGCUCCUGGCCGCCUGCCUGGCCCGCUUCAACGCGCUGUCGCUGGUGUACCUGCUCUUCCUGCUGGUGCUGCCUUGGGUCCCCGGCCCCUCGAGGCGUGGCCUGCGAGGUCACACCGGCCGCUUCCUCCGGGCCCUGCUGGCCUUCAGCUGCCUCUUCCUGGCAGCCCACGUGGCCUUCCAGAUCUGCCUGCAUGCCCUGCCCCGCCUGGACCAGCUGCUGGGGCCCAGCUGCAGCCCCUGGGAGAGUCUCUCCCGGCACGUGGGCCUCACGAGGCUGGACCUGAAGGACAUCCCCAACGCCGUCCGGCUGGUGGGUCCCGACCUGGGUGUCCUGGUGGUGGCGGCUGUAUGCCUGGGCCUUUGCAGACGCCUCUCUCGGGCAGCCCGCCUGGGCCCCCGCCCCCGGGAGCCGGAUGACGAGAGGGAGGCGGAUGCCCGCCACACGGCUGGGCCGCACGGAGCACCCACGCCAGCCCCCAAGCGGAAAUCCCGCCUGGCUGCCCGGUUCCGGGUCACAGCCCACUGGCUGCUGGUGGCCGCUGGCCGGGCCCUGGCCAUCUUGCUGCUGGCACUGGCAGGCAUCGUGCAGCCCUCGGCGCUGGCGGGCGUCUACUUCCUGGCCUUCCUGGGCGUGUGCUCCUGGUGGGCCUGCCACCUCCCGCUCGGGGCGCUGGGCUUCAGCGUGCUGGCCGUCACGCUGGGCUGCUUCAGCGCCGGCCACCUCGUCUGCCUCUACCUCUACCAGACGCCCUUCGCGCAGCAGCUGCUGCCCCCCGCGGGCAUCUGGGCCAGAGUGCUCGGGCUGAAGGACGUCGUGGCGCCCCCCAACUGCUCCAGCCCCCACGCCCUGCUCAUCAACACCCACCACGACUGGCCGGUCUACGUGAGCCCGGGGGUCCUGCUGCUGCUGGGCUACACCCUGGCCGCCCUGCCCCGCCUGCGCCCGCCGCCCCGCCAGGGGAAGGACGUGAGGAGUGGGCACCCGCGGGAGGUGGAGCUGACCGAGCUGGACCCGUGGCCCCGGGGCCAGCCCAACGCCGCCCCGGGCAAGGAGCACAGCGCCGAGGCCGCCGAAGCUGACCACUGCACCGUGCACGACCUGACCGGCCACAGCCCCGUGCGGCCCAGCCCCUCGCGCCCCAGGCAGGCCGAGCCUCGAGAAUCCUCCCCCCUGCACGGUCUGGGCCACCUCAUCAUGGACCAGAGCUACGUGAGCGCCCUCAUCGCCAUGAUGGUGUGGAGCAUCACCUACCACAGCUGGCUGACCUUCGUGCUGCUGCUCUGGGCCUGUGUCAUCUGGACGGUGCGCAGCCGCCACCAGCUGGCCAUGCUGUGCUCGCCCUUCAUCCUGCUCUACGGGCUGGCGCUGUGCGGGCUGCGCUACGUGUGGGCGCUGGACCUGCGGCCAGAGCUGCCCACCCAGCUGGGCCCCGUCAGCCUGCGCCAGCUGGGCCUGGAGCACACGCGCUACCCCUGCCUGGACCUGGGCGCCAUGCUCCUGUACCUGCUGACCUUCUGGCUGCUGCUGCGCCAGUUCGUGAAGGAGAAGCUGCUGCGGAGGGCGCGGCCACCCCUGGCGCUCAGCGAGGUGACCGUGGCCGAGCCAGAACCCCCGCACACCCGCACGCUGCUGGGCAGACUGGGCGCCCUGGUCUCAGGCAUCUACGCACGCUACUGGAUCUACGUGUGUGCUGGCAUGUUCGUGGUGGUCAGCUUCGCCGGCCGCCUGGUGGUCUACAAGAUCGUCUACAUGUUCCUCUUUCUGCUCUGCCUCACCCUCUUCCAGGUGGUGUACUACAGCCUGUGGCGCAGGCUGCUGCAGGGCUUCUGGUGGCUGGUGGUGGCCUACACCAUGCUGGUGCUCACGGCCGUCUACACCUUCCAGUUCCAGGACUUCCCCGCCUACUGGCGCAACCUCACCGGCUUCACGGAUGAGCAGCUGGGGGACCUGGGCCUGGAGCAGUUCAGCGUGUCCGAGCUCUUCUCCAGCAUCCUGAUCCCUGGCUUCUUCCUGCUGGCCUGCAUCCUCCAGCUGCACUACUUCCACCGGCCCUUCAUGCAGCUGACCGACCUGCAGCGAGCGCGGCCCCCCUCGCCGCGCGCCCACCUGCCGCGCUGGGCUCACAGGCAGGAUGGGGUGAGCAGGACCCCACUGCUGCAGCAGGAGGAGGAGGAGGAGGGCCUGAGCACGGAGGGGUCCCCGCAGGCCGCUGGGGACGAGGGCCUAAGCACAGAGGGGCCCCCGCAGGCCUCGCAGGUGGCUGAAGCCAACAAGUGGGGCCUGGUGGCCGAGCGCCUGCUGGACCUGGCUGACCGCUUCUCGGCCGUGCGCCGGCGGGUCCAGGGUUUCCUGUGGAGGCUGCUGGAGCUGCACAUCUUCAAGCUGGUGGCCCUGUACACCGUGUGGGUGGCCCUGAAGGAGGUGUCGGUGAUGAACCUGCUGCUGGUGCUGCUCUGGGCCUUCGCGCUGCCCUACCCCCGCUUCCGGCCCAUGGCGUCCUGCCUGGCCACCGUCUGGACCUGCAUCGUCAUCGUCUGCAAGAUGCUGUACCAGCUCCGGGUGGUCAGCCCCCACGAGUACUCCAGCAACUGCACCCAGCCCUUCCCCAACAGCACCAACCUGCAGGAGGCAGAGAUCGGCCGGUCCCUGCUGUACCGGGCGCCCGUGGACCCCGCCAACUGGUUCGGGGUGCGGAAGGGCUUCCCGAACUUGGGCUACAUCCAGAACCACCUCCAGAUCCUGAUGCUGCUGGUGUUCGAGGCCAUCGUGUACCGGCGCCAGGAGCACCACCGCAGGCAGCACCAGCUGAGCCCGCUGCCCGCGCAGGCCGUGUGCGCGGACGGCACCCGCCAGCACCUGGACCGCGACCUGCUCAGCUGCCUCAAGUACUUCGUCAACUUCUUCUUCUACAAGUUCGGCCUGGAGAUCUGCUUCCUGAUGGCGGUGAACGUGAUCGGGCAGCGCAUGAACUUCAUGGUCAUCCUGCACGGCUGCUGGCUGGUGGCCAUUCUCACCCGCCGGCGCCGCAGGGCCAUCGCCCGCCUGUGGCCCAACUACUGCCUCUUCCUGACGCUCUUCCUGCUGUACCAGUACCUGCUGUGCCUGGGCAUCCCCCCCGCCCUGUGCAUCGACUACCCCUGGCGCUGGAGCCGGGCCAUCCCCAUGAACUCCGCCCUCAUCAAGUGGCUGUACCUGCCCGACUUCUUCCGGGCCCCCAACUCCACCAACCUCAUCAGUGACUUCCUCCUGCUGCUCUGCGCGUGCCAGCAGCGACAGGUGUUCCUGUGCGAACGCACCGAGGAGUGGCAGCGAGUGGCCGGCCCCAACACGGACCACCUGGAGCGGCCGCAGGGGGAGCCCAACCCCGUCCCCAACUUCAUCCACUGCAGGUCCUACCUGGACAUGCUGAAGGUGGCCGUGUUCCGCUACCUCUUCUGGCUGGUGCUGGUGGUGGUGUUCGUCACGGGCGCCACCCGCAUCAGCGUCUUCGGGCUGGGCUACCUGCUGGCCUGCUUCUACCUGCUGCUCUUCGGCACGUCCCUGCUGCAGAAGGACACACGGGCGCGCCUGGUGCUGUGGGACUGCCUCAUCCUGUACAACGUCACCGUCAUCAUCUCCAAGAACAUGCUGUCGCUCCUGGCCUGCGUGUUCGUGGAGCAGAUGCAGAGCAGCUUCUGCUGGGUCAUCCAGCUCUUCAGCCUGGUGUGCACGGUCAAGGGCUACUAUGACCCCCAGGCCAUGCGGGCCCGUGACCAGGACUGUGUGCUGCCCGUGGAGGAGGCGGGCGUGCUGUGGGACAGCGUGUGCUUCCUGUCUCUGCUGCUGCAGCGCCGCGUCUUCCUCAGCCGCUACUUCCUGCACGUCAGGGCCGAGCUCCAGGCCAGCGCCCGCCUGGCCUCCAGGGGCUUCGCCCUCUACAAAGCUGCCAACCUCAAGAGCAUCUACCUGAACCGCGAGGCCGAGGAGAAGUCCCUGGCCCAGCUGAAGAGACAGAUGGAGCGGAUCCGAGCCAAGCAGGAGAAGCACAGGCAGGGCCCGCGCCAGGCGCCUGGCCCGGAAGGUCCAGGGGGCUCCUCCCCGCCACAGAGGCAGUGGUGGCGGCCCUGGCUGGACCAUGCCACAGCCAUCCACUCUGGAGACUACUUCCUGUUCGAGUCUGACAGCGAGGAGGAGGAGGAGGCCUCGCCGGAGGACACCAGGCCGGCCACCCAGAGUGCUUUCCAGAUGGCGUACCAGGCGUGGAUGACCAACGCCCAGACGGUGCUACGGCAGCGGCGGCGGCAGGAGCAGGCGGAGCAGCUGCCCACAGGCCACCCUGGCCAGGAGCUGGAGCCCGAGGACGAGGAGGAGCCGGUGGCAGGACGCAGCCAUGUAGUGCAGCGGGUUCUGAGCACCGUGCAGUUCCUUUGGGUGCUGGGCCAGGCGCUGCUGGAUGGGCUCACGCGCUGGCUGCUGGCCUUCACCCGCCACCACCGCGCCAUGAGCGACGUGCUGCGGGCGGAGCGCUACAUGCUGGCCCAGCGACUGCAGCAGAGCGAGGACGUGCACUGGGACGUGCUGGACGUGCUGGACGGGCUGUACGAAAACACGGCUGACACUCUGCCGCCCGGACCCUCCGAGAUCCCCGAGGCGCCCAGCACCACGUCCAGUGGGCUGGGGGCCGAGGAGCCGCUGAGCAGCCUGACCGACGUCACAGGCAGCCCCCUGAGCUCUGGCUCCAACACCCGCAGCAGCAUCGGAGAGGGGGUGCCCAGCUCCCGGACCCGCACACGCACGGCCAGCGAGCUGCUCCUGGACAGGCGCCUACACUUCCCGGAGCUGGACGAGGCCGAGCGGUUCUCGGAAGGGCAGGGCCGGGGGCUGCGGCUGCUGAAUGCCCUGUACCAGUGUGUGGCCGCCCACUCGGAGCUGCUCUGCUACUUCAUCAUCAUCCUCAACCACAUGGUCACUGCCUCGGCCGUGUCCCUGUUCCUGCCUGUGCUCAUCUUCCUGUGGGCCAUGCUGUCCAUCCCACGGCCCAGCAAGCGCUUCUGGAUGACGGCCAUUGUCUUCACCGAGGUCACUGUGGUCACCAAGUACCUGUUCCAGUUCGGCUUCUUCCCCUGGAACAGCCACACUGUGCUGCGGCGGUACGAGAACAAGCCGUAUUUCCCGCCUCGCAUCCUGGGGCUGGAGAAGUCUGACAGCUACAUCAAGUACGACCUGGUGCAGCUCAUGGCCCUGUUCUUCCACCGCUCCCAGCUGCUGUGCUACGGGCUCUGGGACUAUGAGGACCCGCUGACCAAGGAAGGAGACGGGGGCAGUGGACGGAAGGAGGCUCAGCCUGAACUGGGGGCUCUGCUGGGGCCCCAGCAGGAGCCAGAAGAAGCUGGGGGCCGCACCGAGGGCAGCACCGAGGAAGAGGCCUGGGACCAGCCUGCGGGCGAGCCCCCGGGCGAGCAAGAGGGCCAGGACACGAAGCACCUGCGUCUCAGGAAGCAGACGGGGGGCCUGAAGCCCCUGGUGCCUGCUGUCACUGGUACGGAGGGCGAGGAGGAGGAGGAGGAAGCUGAGGUUGCGGGGACAGGGAAGCGAUGGCGCCCCCAGGACCGAGUGCGGGCAGCCGGGGUCUGGCUGAAGCACUGCUGCCUGUCCCUGGCUCAGGGCAUCUACCUGCCUUUGCGGCAGUUCUACAACGACAUCCUCAACACCAAGUACCGCGCCGCCACGGACGUGUACGCGCUCAUGUUCCUGGCCGACGUGGUGGACUUCAUCAUCAUCAUCUUCGGCUUCUGGGCCUUUGGGAAACACUCGGCGGCCACAGACAUCACCUCGUCGCUGUCCGACGACCAGGUGCCCGAGGCCUUCCUGGUCAUGCUGCUCAUCCAAUUCGGGACGAUGGUGGUGGACCGGGCCCUGUACCUGCGCAAGACCGUGCUGGGCAAGCUGGCCUUCCAGGUGGUGCUGGUGCUGGCCAUCCACCUGUGGAUGUUCUUCAUUCUGCCCGCCGUCACCGAGAGGAUGUUCAGUCAGAACGCGGUGGCCCAGCUCUGGUACUUUGUCAAGUGCAUCUACUUCGCCCUGUCGGCCUACCAGAUCCGCUGCGGGUACCCCACGCGCAUCCUCGGCAACUUCCUCACCAAGAAGUACAAUCACCUGAACCUCUUCCUCUUCCAGGGGUUCCGGCUGGUGCCCUUCCUGGUGGAGCUGCGCGCGGUCAUGGACUGGGUGUGGACAGACACCACCCUGUCCCUGCCCAACUGGAUGUGUGUGGAGGACAUCUACGCCAACAUCUUCAUCAUCAAGUGCAGCCGGGAGACAGAGAAGAAAUACCCGCAGCCCAAAGGGCAGAAGAAGAAGAUGAUCGUCAAGUACGGCAUGGGCGGGCUCAUCAUCGUCUUCCUGGUGGGCAUCAUCUGGUUCCCCCUGCUCUUCAUGUCCCUGGUGCGCUCCGUCGUGGGCGUGGUCAACCAGCCCAUCGACGUCACUGUCACCCUCAAGCUGGGGGGCUACGAGCCGCUGUUCACCAUGAGUGCCCAGCAGCCGUCCAUCACACCUUUCACCCAGCGCGACUACGACGAGCUGUCUCGCCAGUUCGACCCUCACCCGCUGGCCAUGCAGUUCAUCAGCCAGUACAGCCCGGAGGACAUCGUGACUGCGUACAUCGAGGGCAGCUCCGGGGCGCUGUGGCGCAUCAGCCCCCCCAGCCGGGCCCAGAUGAAGCGUGAGCUGGACAACGGGACAGCCGACAUCACCCUGCGCUUCACCUGGAACUUCCAGAGGGACCUGGCCAAGGGGGGCACGGUGGAGUACACCAACGAGAAGCACACCCUGGACCUGGCGCCCAACAGCACCGAGCGGCGGCAGCUGGCCAGUCUGCUCGAGGGCACCUCAGACCAGUCCGUGGUCAUCCCCAACCUCUUCCCCAAGUACAUCCGCGCCCCCAACGGGCCCGAAGCCAACCCCGUGAAGCAGCUGCAGCCCAACGAAGAGGCCGACUACCUGGGCGUGCGCAUCCAGCUGCGCAGGGAGCGCGUGGGCACGGGGGCGGCUGGCUUCCUGGAGUGGUGGCUCAUCGAGCUGCAGGACUGCCAGGCCCACUGCAACCUGCUGCCCAUGGUCAUCUUCAGCGACAAGGUCAGCCCGCCCAGCCUCGGCUUCCUGGCGGGCUACGGCAUCAUGGGGCUGUACGUGUCCAUCGUGCUGGUGAUCGGCAAGUUCGUGCGUGGCUUCUUCAGCGAGAUCUCGCACUCCAUCAUGUUCGAGGAGCUGCCGUGCGUGGACCGCAUCCUCAAGCUCUGCCAGGACAUCUUCCUGGUGCGGGAGACGCGCGAGCUGCAGCUGGAGGAGGAGCUGUACGCCAAGCUCAUCUUCCUGUACCGCUCGCCCGAGACCAUGAUCAAAUGGACGCGCGAGAAGGACUAGGGUGCCCGGGCAGGAGGCAGGGCGGCCGGCCUGGCCACACGGGCACUGUCCCACACGUACUGUAAUGUUUUCUAAUUAAAGACUUUAUUUAUA
Messenger RNA from Sorex araneus (European shrew), 7941 nucleotides. RefSeq names its product piezo type mechanosensitive ion channel component 1 (gene PIEZO1). The record is from RefSeq and is a predicted model, not a curated record. Gene Ontology annotation, biological process: detection of mechanical stimulus; regulation of membrane potential; cellular response to mechanical stimulus. The transcript is spliced from 53 exons. Gene Ontology annotation, molecular function: monoatomic cation channel activity; mechanosensitive monoatomic ion channel activity. Lineage: Eukaryota; Metazoa; Chordata; Mammalia; Eulipotyphla; Soricidae. The coding region runs from base 1 to 7848 and encodes 2615 amino acids. Gene Ontology annotation, cellular component: endoplasmic reticulum; plasma membrane.